UCCGAAAUGAAACUGUUUAUAAAGGCAGGAUUGUUUUCGGACCACACACACACACACACACACACACACACACACACACACACACACACACCUGCCCGUUCACGUUGUUUCCUCUGGGUUUCUGUAGGCUGUGACCACAAGCCUGAAUUCCUUUCUGCUGCAGCUGAAAGCCGGCCAGUACAAUUGUCAAAGCAGCUAAACAGGCCACAGGACUUCACCUGGCACAAGUCUUCUAUCCUGCAAGACUGAAUCAGAAUGAGUCACUUGAAGCUCCCGGAACAAAGUACUUGCAGCUGCCUCUCAAGACACUGCCUCCAUGUAGGUGGGACACACCUCUCAGGGCAGUCACAUUUUUUUUUCCUCCUUCCUUCAAACAGGCAGGAAAUUCUGAUGCUCCCAAAAGACUGGCUCUACCCGCUCAGCUCUCAGCUGCCCCUACAAUGUGAAUCCUGCUUCUCCAGCUCGGGACUCGAGUUUUAAAAUAAAAUGGAUGAUUUGACGUUACUUGAUCUCCUGGAGUGCCCUGUGUGCUUUGAAAAGCUCGAUGUCACAGCCAAAGUCCUGCCCUGCCAGCACACCUUCUGCAAACCAUGUCUACAGAGGAUUUUCAAGGCCCACAAGGAGCUGAGGUGCCCGGAAUGCAGGACUCUGGUAUUCUGCAGCAUCGAGGCUCUGCCCGCCAACCUGUUGCUGGUUCGUCUGCUGGAUGGUGUGCGCUCGGGACAGAACUCCUGGAAAGGGGGCUCCUUUCGCAGGCCUCGCAUACUGACCUUGCAAGACCACAGGAAAACCAAGACCAGCCCCAGAAGUCUACAGGCCAGCCCUUUCCGGCUGGUGCCCAGUGUCAGGAUCCACAUGGAUGGGGUGCCUCGAGCCAAGGCCUUGUGCAACUACAGAGGGAAGAAUCCUGGUGACCUGAAGUUCAAUAAAGGAGAUGUCAUCCUCCUCCGGAGACAGCUUGAUGAGAACUGGUACCAGGGGGAGAUCAAUGGGGUCAGUGGGAUCUUCCCGGCCAGCUCCGUGGAAGUCAUCAAGCAGCUGCCCCAGCCGCCACCACUCUGCAGGGCCCUCUACAAUUUUGACCUUCGAGACAAGGAUAAGAGUGAGAACCAGGACUGCCUGACCUUCCUCAAGGAUGACAUCAUCACGGUGAUCAGCCGAGUGGAUGAGAACUGGGCGGAAGGGAAGCUGGGAGAUAAAGUGGGCAUCUUCCCCAUCUUGUUCGUGGAGCCAAACCUCGCAGCAAGACACCUCUUAGAGAAGAACAAAGGACAUCAGUUAUCACGCACGAAAAACCUGUCUCUGAUGUCCUCUCCAUCCAGAGGCAAAGCAACCAACACACUCACCCUCCGAAAGAGCCCUGGGUCCAGGAGGAAGGGGUCUGGGCAGUUCUCCAUCACAACAGCUUUGAACACACUCAACCGCAUGGUCCAUUCUCCUGAAGGUCACCAGAUGGUGGAAAUCAGCACCCCAGUGCUCAUCAGCUCUAGCAGCCCCUCUGUGCUCACUCAGCAUGGGGACAAGGCAGACUUCCCUGCCAACCCUUCAGGACAGGUCAGCACAUCUCACCCUGCACCUGCCUCCCUGGGAUAUUCCACAGCAGUGGUCAGUGUGCCCAGCUCCCAGCAACACCUCUCAGCUAACAUGUGUGUAGCCCUGCACUCGUACUCAGCCCACGGACCUGACGAGCUGGACCUGCAGAAAGGAGAAGGCAUCAAGGUGCUGGGGAAGUACCAAGACGGCUGGCUGAGGGGUCUCUCCCUAGUCACGGGGCGAGCUGGCAUCUUCCCGAGCGACUAUGUCAUCCCCGUUUUCAGUUCAACAGCUAGAAAGACGUCUAGUUUUCCAGAUUCUCGGAGCCCUACUGUCUACACCGCCUGGGCGUUACCCACCUCCUCUGUGUCCUCCCAGGGUAGCUUUUCAGAAGGUGAUCCCCGGCAAAACAGACCCUUCAAAUCUGUCUUUGUGCCUACUGCCGUGGUUAACCCUGCGGGAAGCCCACCUGGCCCAGGGACGUCGGGACAAGGGUCUCUUCGGAAAGGGCGGAACAGCAUGAGGAAGAAUGGAUCCUUGCAGAGAGCAGUCCACUCAGGAAUCCCCACUUUCAUGGUGGGAUCCCUCAGGCGCAGUCCCACCAUGGUGAUCCGGCCUCAGAAGCUCCAGUUCUGUCGGCCACAGGGAAUGACCUCUUCCCCAGCACCCAUGAUGGUGGACAUGGGGUCUAAACCCAUUUCCCCUGGGGAGCCUGCCCCGGCCUGCAUCAGCAGAGGUGGCAAGACCAGGAGCCACUCGGCGGCCAGUUCCCUCAUCAUGGAAGGCAAAGAAAUACCCGUCAAGAGUGAGCCGCCACCCAAGCCGCCUGCGUCUGCCCCACCCUCGAUCUUAGUGAAACCAGAAAAUUCCAAAAAUGGCAUGGAAAAGCAAGUCAAAACCGUGAGGUUUCAGAAUUACAGCCCUCCUCCCACCAAACAUCAUACCUCUGGAAAGCGCGAACAGCCAGCCGCCUUGAAGGGGUCCCAACCUGAAGCAGUCCCCUCAGGAGCAGAGAUGACUGUCCUAUUCGCUCAUCGCAGUGGCUGCCACUCUGGACAACAGAUGGACCUUCGGAAAAAGUCAGCGACGGGCAAGACCAUGCCUCCAGUGUCCACUGCUUCAUCCACACAGACCGUAUUUGCGAGCAAAUGAUUCUUUUGGUGUGGCUUUUCUUAGACACAAAAGAGGUGAAUUACAUGUAAAUACAGCCUGCCUCCACUGCAA
Messenger RNA from Peromyscus leucopus (white-footed mouse), 2757 nucleotides. RefSeq names its product SH3 domain containing ring finger 2 (gene Sh3rf2). The transcript has 10 exons. NCBI's taxonomy places the organism in Eukaryota, Metazoa, Chordata, Mammalia, Rodentia, Cricetidae. Gene Ontology annotation, cellular component: nucleoplasm. The coding region runs from base 487 to 2685 and encodes 732 amino acids. Gene Ontology annotation, biological process: positive regulation of proteasomal ubiquitin-dependent protein catabolic process; positive regulation of JNK cascade; negative regulation of apoptotic process. The record is from RefSeq and is a predicted model, not a curated record. Gene Ontology annotation, molecular function: protein phosphatase 1 binding; ubiquitin protein ligase activity.